AUGACAUCUGAAUUGGUGCACGACUGUAUUCGUAAUGACCUCUUAUGCCGACUACGGUGGAAUUUGUUGGCCGACUUGCACAAUAUCGAAAUUGUGGUAGGGCCUAAGAACGAAGAGAAGACAGUCCCGCUAUUUGACCACCCCUCUGCGAAUGAUGACAUCAGUGAGCCUGGUCUGAGCCGCAUUGAGGUGAACAGCCGCGAAUGUCUCGAAAAGUUCUACCUCUCGUACGAUUCUGACCCAGAGCCGGACGGUUAUCGACCCCCACCCUCUCUCAUCGUUUCAAACGAAGACGGAAGGUCCAUUACGUUGAGGCAGUUUGUUACCGAAGUGCAUGCCUACCUGAACGAGCAUUUGGACGAAGUCAAAAGCGCUCAGAGAGUAAUGGCCGGGACGCCUUGGUCAGAGACGAUGCUGUUCUACCGGCGUGCCUGGCCAAGGAGAACCGAUGGUGGUAACAUCAUUGUGAACGUCGAAUUAAUGCCUCACGCUCGGGAUGCCGAUUUCAUAGAGAAGCUUUGGGCUGCUCAACUGAUACAGGCCCAUGCGUACGAACAACGGCGACGGGCCUGGGCGCCGCGAAAUGCGAGCAGUGCACUUACUUUCUUCUGA
Molecule: messenger RNA, 612 nt
Organism: Alternaria alternata
Lineage: Eukaryota; Fungi; Ascomycota; Dothideomycetes; Pleosporales; Pleosporaceae
Exons: 1
Coding region: 1-612 (203 amino acids)
Source: RefSeq, a predicted model, not a curated record